AUGUAUUUACCACGCUCACAACUUGCAACACUAUACCUCCACCUGCAGAAGACUCAUCAUCCAUUAUCCCCGCCAGUCCUUAUACUCGUUGCUCUCGAACCCGAUGCCUUAUGCGGAUGUCGAAUCCUUACCCAACUACUCAAGCGCGAUUAUAUCCCACAUAAGAUACAACCAAUUGCCGGAUAUGGGGAUCUGGAGAAAGCGGGGAAGAAUGUUAUACAACCUAUGAUGGAAAACCAGGGUGGUAGCGGGGGAGUUGUGGUUUGCUUGGGUGUUGGAGGCCUAGUUGACUUGGGUGCGCUGCUGGGGUUUGAUUCCGAGGCAGAUGAAGCUAGUUAUGGUGGUGUUGAAGUUUGGGUCGUGGAUGCAAGACGACCUUGGAACUUAGGGAAUGUCUUUGGAGGAUUCCCAAUUGUAUCACAUCAAGUGGAGGGCGGGGAAAUUAUAUCCGAGCCACCGAAAGGUGUGGUUGGAGGAAUGAUAGCAAGAAAUUAUAAGCCGGGCAAAGGAGGUAUUAUUGUUUUUGAUGACGGGGAUAUCGAGGAAGAUAUGAAGGCGGAGAAGGAUGCAUACUUGGCACUAGUGGAUAUGCCUGAGAUGGAGGAUGAUGGGGAUGAUAGUGAGGGUAGCGAGACAGAAGGAGACAGUGAUGAUGAUGGGGCUUCUCCAAUCAAGAGAUCAAGCAAGAAGAGGAAGUCUUGGUCGGAUCGGGAUGAGGAAGAUGAUACUGACGUAGAGGAUGAUAGACCACGGCGGAGGCGGAGAAGCAAUUCAUCAAGUCCCAUUCCAGAAUCCCCGACUCGUGCUCCUCAGCGUGGACUUCUAUCACUCAAUUCACUAAAUGAUCCAACAAUAUUCUCAAGCGAUUCACGAUCCGUAUCCCCACCACCCGCACAACCUCCCAAACCUCCUUCGGCAAGGGCUUUACGACGAAAACUGCGGAAACUGCGUCGAAAGAAUGAGAUGGUUCUCCAAACAUAUUAUAACCUCGGUGCAUCAUAUUCGGAGCCGAUAUCUUCGAUGAUGUAUUCAUUGGCUUCAGAGUUGGGAAGGGAAGAUAACGACCUGCUUUGGAUGACAAUUGUAGGUGUCAGCUCACAAGAAUUAUAUGGUCGUUCGGCAAUUGGAGUUGGGGUGACUACAGAAAAGUCCUCGCCGUCAGGAUGGUUAGGCUCUCGAGGAUCACGAACCCGGCAACUUCUACGAGAUGAAGUACGUCGCCUUAAUCCCCCAGAACUUUCGGAGUCGGCCUUCAAUUCCAAUAGAAAUUCGUCACCUGAAAAUAGUGGCAUAAUACCAACAACAGCGCGAAGUCCAACAGAUACUAGUAUCCGUUUAUCUCCGGAACCAAAAUUUCUUCUCAUCAGACAUUGGAGUUUAUAUGAUAGCAUGUUACAUUCCCCAUAUUUAUCGGCGAGAUUACAUAUUUGGUCGGAUAGUGGACGAAAACGAUUACAUAAAUUACUUGCAAAGAUGGGUGUCAGUCUUGUUCAAUGCAAACAAAGCUAUACACAUAUGGAUAUGGAACUCAAACGCGGACUACGGACAAAACUAUUGAAAUACUCAGAACUCUAUGGCCUAGAUGAUCUCGUCCCAGGUACAGAUACGGACGGUAGAGACAGAGGAGGCUCGAAAGAAGGAUGGGGUUUUGUGAGAAGUUGGGGUUGGAAGGCUACCCUUAGUGCACAAGAUGUGGGAGUCGUAGUGGGUGCUAUUUUGGAGGUGGGAAAGAAGGCAGUAACGACUAUAGAGAAUGGGACUUGGGAUCGAAGUCGAGAGACAAAAGAGACGAGUGAUGAGGAUGGGACACUGGAAGGUGAGGAAUGGGUUGGGAGGUUUUGGGAUGCUUAUGAUGCACUUGAGAAAAUCGAAGAACUCAAACUAGCCCUUCCAACAGCCCAACAUUUACAUCGCGCAAUUCUUCGCACUGGCACUUCUCUAAUAGAAAAGCGCCAAAUUAAACAUCUUCGCGCCUUUCGUAUGGCGGUAGUGAAAGAUGGUCCAGAUGUCCCAUUAUUCACCCAUCCAGCCGCAUUAACAAAACUCGCCCUAUGGAUUGGUGAGGCAAUUGCAGAACAGGAGAGAGAAAGUAAAGGCAAGCUAGGUAAUGGAGGUAGAGGUACACCAUUAGUCGUUGCCGGACUAAACGAAGGCAGAGGUGUAUAUGUUGUAGUUGGUACAGGUGGUGGAGGCGGAGGAAUAGGAGGUUGGGGCUUUGGCGAUAAAAAAGCCGCAAGAGAAAAAGCCAAGAAAAAGCAGGAAAAAGCUGCAGCGAGAGAAUUGAGAAGGAAAAAUAAAGAAAAAAUCAGAGAAGAGAAAAGAGCAGCUAGACGAGCAGCUCGAGGUGAAGAGGAUGAUGAUGAUGAGGACGAUGAGACGGAAGAAGAAUCUUCGGAAUCAGAAGAUGAUGACGAAGAAGAAGAGGAAGACGAAGAAGCGGAGAGAGGAAAAGGAUUUGGGAGAAACAAAUUCGGUAAUGCUUUUCAAGAGGUGGUGGAGGAGACGAAUGCAAGGGUUAGGAUUGAUAGUUUCGAACAUUGUGUGGUGGAGGUCAAGAAGGAGGAUUUGGGAGGUUUUCUGGAAAGUUUGAGUUUGAGGGCUGUUGUUGGGUAG
This is a messenger RNA of Sclerotinia sclerotiorum 1980 UF-70, 2613 nucleotides long. RefSeq lists its product as hypothetical. NCBI's taxonomy places the organism in Eukaryota, Fungi, Ascomycota, Leotiomycetes, Helotiales, Sclerotiniaceae. Gene Ontology annotation, molecular function: DNA replication origin binding; single-stranded DNA binding; chromatin binding. Gene Ontology annotation, biological process: mitotic DNA replication preinitiation complex assembly; DNA replication initiation; double-strand break repair via break-induced replication. The record is from RefSeq and is a predicted model, not a curated record. Gene Ontology annotation, cellular component: DNA replication preinitiation complex. The transcript is spliced from 3 exons. The coding region runs from base 1 to 2613 and encodes 870 amino acids.